AUGUUCACUCCAUUGCUUGUGCGAUUGUCACUAGAAUCGGAUAAAGCGAUGGAACCACGAAAAGAGCUAGAACAAGUUUGCAACGACGAUCGCACUGAAAGGCUUGCCAUGGAUCUCUUUUGUCAUCCGGUAUCACAGAAUGCAUGCUCUCUUUCUCUCUCUCCUCUAUCUAUCUCUCUUUCUUUAGUCACUCCUACUUCUGCCCAUCUUCGAGAGCUCGAGUUUGCCGUUCAUAGCCCCUCCGUUUCUGGUCGGCGUGGCAACUUGAUUCCUUCUUUCCUCCCCAGAAGGCAUGCUACGCAUGACUGCUUCUUGAAGCCGAUCUACCAGUGUCACAUUCUUCGACUUGUUGACUGUACAGGACUCAGACUGCCGAAUACAGUGGUUGGCUUCGUCUGUUCCCUCUUUCUGCCCACUUUUAUAUCUCGACGGAUGCUCAUUUUGGAGCAAAACUUUCGGGCGCCUCCCUCUGCCAGAUUAGUUGCUGAGACAGGGCCAAUCGCAUAUUGCAGAGACGGCUUGGGGGUAUCUGACCAGAUUUUCAGGGCCUUUGUUCGAAUUGACGUCGAGGCCGGGCUUUUGCCUGGAGAAACCUGUUCCAAAUGUUUUGUUUUGCUUUAUUCUGGUAGCCUCUGUACUUCCAUCUCAAGUGAUUCCAAGUGGUCACGAUUGCCUGAUGGGGGUUCUGGCGAUUCAUUUCUGCCUUAUCCAUUCUUUAGAGCUGGAGACAUUUAA
Protopolystoma xenopodis is the source of this 735-nucleotide messenger RNA. NCBI's taxonomy places the organism in Eukaryota, Metazoa, Platyhelminthes, Monogenea, Polystomatidea, Polystomatidae. The record is from the annotation of a GenBank genome assembly.